AUGGCUCUAGAACAACUGAGUGAUGUAGUCCAGAGAUGUGUGAGUCAUAAGUGGCCACCUAAGGCAAGGAUUGUCACAUUCCAUGGAGAGCCUAGUGUCUGCUGGUUUUUGGUUUUUCCUUUCAAUUAAGACCUAGACAACCAGGUGAGGAGAGUGCCUUAUUAAUUAGUGACCUUAAUUCAUCAAUUACAACGGAGGAGCCAAAACCCGCAGACACUCAGCCCUCCGUGGAAUGAGUUUGACACAUGCCCUAAGGCAACUGAGUUCACUAGAGCAUUAUGUUAUGGUUAGUCUCACUCACCAGACAUCCUCCCCAAGCUCGGAUGCUUCGUAUAGCUUAUGCGUUGUGCACAAUAGCUUGGGGACAAGGUUAGUAAAGGACAGACCUACCCAACCUCCCUUUCCAUCUCUCUCUCUCUCUCUCCCUACCCCUCUCUCAUGCAGCAAGCCAUCCAGGAUGACAACUAUACGACUGAGGAUUAUGACGUGUUCCAGAUAGCUGGACGUACCUGUAUAGAGGAUGGAGAGAGUGCUCAGGUUCUGAGUAUCGUCGUAGAUGAGGAAAAUAAGGUGAACUAAAGAUGAAACCAGACAUACACUGUUUUAUUAUCACAUACACUGGAUAGGUGCAGUGAAAUGUGUUGAAAAAGAGUCGCUCGCUGUGUUGUUUUACAGGGUCAGUCAUAGUAGUACACGCCCCUGGCGCAAAUUAGGGUGAAGUGCCUUGCACAUCAACAGAUGUUCAUUUGGAUGUAGUGUGCUGCUUCUCAGCUGAAAGGCUCUCUCUCUUAAAAUAGCCUUUAUAUGCACUUUAUAGGGAUGUAUGUUUGGAACCUGAGGUUUUCCUGACCACAUGAUCUGACCAGGAAAACCUCUGGGCCAUAAUUAUGGUAUAUGUUAGUUAUUACAUAUUACUUCUCCCCUUGUUUUUCUGUAGAACAUAGUGAGAUGUAUGGGCUGGAACCUGCUGGGUCCUCUGGUUCAGAUUCUGCUGAAGAAGGAGGAAAAAAAUCUUCCUCACUGCCUCGCCAUCCUCACACACCUGCUGGAGGUCUGUUUGCAUGUUCUAACUAUUAUACGUUAUUACAAAGGUCUAAUACUCUGCUUUCAGCGCAAUUCUGAUAUUUCUUCCACUAAUUGGCGUUUUGACCAAUCAUAUCAGACCUUUUCACAUCAGCUCUUUUUCAAAAUACCAAUUAGUGAAAAAAAUAUCAGAAAUGGGCUGCCUGUCUAAACACAGCCAUAUUGUUGUUUUGGUUAUAAAAUGUAAAUGUUUGCUAGUCUGGCCCCAAAUCUGUUUGUGAUGUCUUGCCACCAUAGGAGUUGGCAAGAUAGUACAAACAGAUCUGAGACCAAGCUACAUGUUUGCAUGUCCAGACACAGAAGUGCAUUGACACAGAAAAAGGAACCCUGUAUUCUUGUGUGUGAUUGGUCAGGUUUGCAGUCCCAAGGAGCUGCUGGUUGGCUUGCUGGAGCAGGUUGAGGAGGCCCACCCUGACUCCAUCGCAGAGACCGUCAUCCUCCUGCUGCAGCCACUACAGAAAGGUGAGGAACAGGAUGUAUUGUCUGAACGGAACACCCUCAAUAUUGUUUGACAUUCUUGACGAUUAAGGAGUUUCUGUAUCCUCUCCCUUUCCCUGCCUUAAUGCCUAUCCUCUGCUACCACUCUCUCAAUCUACACAUCCCUUAUCCCCUACCUACUCUCUUACCUCUUUCCUACCCUGGGCCUCUAACGCCUGCCCACCCACUUCCUCUACUCUCGCUCUCACCCACCCUCAUGCCCUUUGCCCCUAUUCACAAUUCCCUGUCUACUCCCUAACUCUCUCCCUCCCUUUCCCCACCCUGACCCCCUCCCUUACUGUCCCCACCUCUGCACCCUCCCCCUCAGUGUUGUUGCGGCUGGGUGGCCGGAAGGCCUCCUCGGUGGGCAUGGCUCUCUCCACUCUGCUGGGCCAGGUGGCCAGGCUGCCCGUGCCCCAGACCAAGGAGCAGGAGGAGGAUGACGUGUUCAGUCUGUGCCGCUGCUGCUCGGCCCUGCUGGUCUUCGUCAGGCCCUUCGUGGAGGAGGCCAAGCAGAGCGGGACGCCCACGCCCAAAGAGGACGAGCUGAGGACUGAGCUGCUCAAGUUGUAGGUCGACAUGUUUUAUCGGGGAGCUAUUGGGUUAAGCGAACGGGGGAAGCUUUUAUUAUUUUAUUUUUUGUAUUUUACAUAGAUAGAGAUACAAUACACCAUCAUACUGUAGCUUAGCAGAUGAGCAUUGUAUUCAGACUCAGUGUUCAAUAGUCACAUGUACAGGGUUGCAGAUGUGAUUGCAGGGUACAGUGAAAAUCUUUGGCUCCAAGCUCCAACAUUAAAGUACAGUGCAUUAUGUGUCUCUGUUGUGUCUCCCUAGCUGUAUGAAGAGUCUUUGUGAGCCUCUUCUGGAGGUGCAGCUGAAGGAUCCUGAAACCCUAGCAGAAUCUCCCCUCAGGAACUUUGCCACAGAGAUUCUGGUAAGAAGCCUGCUCAGAUUGUGACCAUUGCUCCUCUCAUAGCCUGGUUCCAGAUCUGUUUGUGUUGUAUAUCCAACGAGGAGACGGUUAAUUGUGCCUAUACAGCACCAACAGCUCUGGAAACAGGCUAGCUCUUUUUAUACUAUGGUUGAAGAUUAUAUUCAACUGAAUAUAUUCAACUUACAUUUAAGUGUUUACAUUUUAGUCAUUUAGCAGACAUUCUUAUCCAGAGAGACUUACAGAAGCAAUUAGGGUAAAGUGCCUUGCUCAAGGGCACAUCGACAUAUUUCUUUACCUAGUCGGCUUGGGGAUUCAAACCAACGACCUUUAAGGUUACUGGCCCAAAGCUCUUAACCGCUAGGCUAACCCUCUCUAUACUUUGGCUAACCCUGCUCCUCCUUUACAGUGGGGAAAAAAAGUAUUUAGUCAGCCACCAAUUGUGCAAGUUCUCCCACAUAAAAAGAUGAGAGAUGCCUGUAAUUUUCAUCAUAGGUACACGUCAACUAUGACAGACAAAAUGAGAAGAAAAAAAUCCAGAAAAUCACAUUGUAGGAUUUUUAAUGAAUUUAUUUGCAAAUUAUGGUGGAAAAUAAGUAUUUGGUCAAUAACAAAAGUUUCUCAAUACUUUGUUAUAUACCCUUUGUUGGCAAUGACACAGGUCAAACGUUUUCUGUAAGUCUUCACAAGGUUUUCACACACUGUUGCUGGUAUUUUGGCCCAUUCCUCCAUGCAGAUCUCCUCUAGAGCAGUGAUGUUUUGGGGUUGUCGCUGGGCAACACGGACUUUCAACUCCCUCCAAAUAUUUUCUAUGGGGUUGAGAUCUGGAGACUGGCUAGGCCACUCCAGGACCUUGAAAUGCUUCUUACGAAGCCACUCCUUCGUUGCCCGGGCAGUGUGUUUGGGAUCAUUGUCAUGCUGAAAGACCCAGCCACGUUUCAUCUUCAAUGCCCUUGCUGAUGGAAGGAGGUUUUCACUCAAAAUCUCACGAUACAUGGCCCCAUUCAUUAUUUUCUUUACACGGAUCAGUCGUCCUGGUCCUUUGCAGAAAAACGGCCCCAAAGCAUGAUGUUUCCACCCCCAUGCUUCACAGUAGGUAUGGUGUUCUUUGGAUGCAACUCAGCAUUCUUUGUCCUCCAAACACGACGAGUUGAAUUUUUACCAAAAAGUUCUAUUUUGGUUUCAUCUGACCAUAUGACAUUCUCCCAAUCCUCUUCUGGAUCAUCCAAAUGCACUCUAGCAAACUUCAGACGGGCCUGGACAUGUACUGGCUUAAGCAGGGGGACACGUCUCGCACUGCAGGAUUUGAGUCCCUGGCGGCGUAGUGUGUUACUGAUGGUAGGCUUUGUUACUUUGGUCCCAGCUCUCUGCAGGUCAUUCACUAGGUCCCCCCGUGUGGUUCUGGGAUUUUUGCUCACCGUUCUUGUGAUCAUUUUGACCCCACGGGGUGAGAUCUUGCGUGGAGCCCCAGAUCGAGGGAGAUUAUCAGUGGUCUUGUAUGUCUUCCAUUUCCUAAUAAUUGCUCCCACAGUUGAUUUCUUCAAACCAAGCUGCUUACCUAUUGCAGAUUCAGUCUUCCCAGCCUGGUGCAGGUCUACAGUUUUGUUUCUGGUGUCCUUUGACAGCUCUUUGGUCUUGGCCAUAGUGGAGUUUGGAGUGUGACUGUUUGAGGUUGUGGACAGGUGUCUUUUAUACUGAUAACAAGUUCAAACAGGUGCCAUUAAUACAGGUAACGAGUGGAGGACAGAGGAGCCUCUUAAAGAAGAAGUUACAGGUCUGUGAGAGCCAGAAAUCUUGCUUGUUUGUAGGUGACCAAAUACUUAUUUUCCACCAUAAUUUGCAAAUAAAUUCAUUAAAAAUCCUACAAUAUGAUUUUCUGGGUUUUUUCUUCUCAAUUUGUCUGUCAAGUUUGACGUGUAAACCUAUGAUGAAAUUUACAGGGCCUCUCUCAUCUUUUUAAGUGGGAGAACUUGCACAAUUGGUGGCUGACUAAAUACUUUUUUUCCCCACUGUAUGUGUGUGUGUUCUGCAGGGCAUCCUGUCGGACAUCGGGGAGUCCCUCCCUGAGCUGCUGUGCCACGGCCUGCUGAGGAGGAGAGAGGUGCCUGGGUUCCUGGAGGAAGAAGUGUGCUACCCCAAAGAGUCUCUGGCCAGUCUGGCCUACCUGCUGUUUGUCCAGCACAUUGCCAUGGAUACCUUCCCCACUGUCUUCAGGUAGAGAUUAAAGACUGUGUUUUCAGUUCACACUGCUCUGAAAGUACUGUUGCACCUGCCGCAGAAGUUUUUUAUUAAAUGUGUAUUGUAUGCCUCGGCAGUAUGGGGGUUGGUUGGCUCUUAAUCUAAGUGCUAAAAGAGUUGAUUGUCCUAACACUCUUUUCCUCUUUCAGCUCAGUGUUUGUUCUUCAGUGUAAUAUGGAAUACAUCAACCUCUUCUUGAGCAGGUACAUAUUCAUUUACUUAUCUCUUUUCCACUCUAGUUGGUAACAAUUCACUUUAUUUUCCAAUUUAUGUAAAUUACAUAAAGUAUAGCAUUUUAUAGAGUUUAAUCAAGUCUUGAAAAUUGGUUUUGAUUGUGUCUAAAUCCAAACAAUAUAUUUGGUGCUCUUUUUUCCUCAGAACGGAAGAAUCCAGGCUGCAGAAAGGACUGGUAAGGAUCCUCUGUUUUAAAAGUCAGAAGCCUAGCAAUUAUUUACAAGUAACACUUUCACAUUGACCUUCUACGACUCUUAACUGCUUGUUUCUCCUUUUCUAAGGACCUGUAUGAAAAGAGCCUAGUGAGGCUUGAGGACAACAGUCUGCCAGUCCAGCUAAUGGAGCUCAAAUCCUUCUUCAGUGUCCCUCAGGUAAAACCAAACAUCCUAUAUUGAUGUAAUGCCACAAAUACUUGGGAUAGCUUGUGUUAAAUCAAUCAGUAGAGAUGAAUUGCUUCAUCCCAUCUCGCUGUGUGAAUCAUGAUUACAUUUUAUCCUUCCUUUACAUUUUAGAACUUGGUGAAAGUCAUGACAUUGUGUCCAAUUCAGCAUUUGGUAAGUAACCUGUGUACAUUAUGUUUACUAUGACUACUUUGUCCUCUGGAGGUUGUGUAUUACUAAUAUUGGCAGUCUGAAAUAUUAUUUUCUGUUCACAGAGAACUAAAGCACUAAAAGUGCUGCAGUUGAGCAUCAAUAAAUUUGACACGGAAGCCAAAUACAAAUUCUUCCAGUAAGUUCACCCCUGUAGAACAAUAUGGCCGCUCUCCUGUUCUGACACCUUCCUGUAAGAUGCUCAUAGUCUUGCUCUGAUAACUUUUCAUAUCAUUUUAGGUGCAUGCUGAAGACAAGUCACCAUGCAGGAGUAGAGGGCUACAUCAUCAAGAACAUCAAAAACCAGAUCGACUUUGCCUUAAAGGUAAGGCCAGUUCAGAUUUACAAGGCUAGCAAACAUUAUUUUUUUAUUUUUAUGGAUACAACUUCAAAAACAACGGGAACUCUCCCUUUAAAAAUGGUGCUGUAUUACCUGUGGAAAUGUACAUCUCUCUCCUCGUCAGCCAGAGAAGGGGAACGAGUGGUUCAUGGGGGUACACCUGCUCCCUCUCCUGCAUCAGGUGCUGUGUCUCCCCCAGGGUCCUGAGACGGACCUCCUACAGAACCUGGACAGGUCAGUCCACUGCACCCCAACUACCAGUAGUUGAUUGAUGCAAUGUUUUCCACCCACCAUCCAGGCUAUAUUCACUACAAUAAUUGAUUGAUUCAAACUAGUUUUGCCCAGUGAGCAGUAGUAGGGUGUAGUGAGACUCAACGCCCAUGUCUUUCUUACAGGGUGAUGGAGUCUCUGAACCUGCUGCGCUAUCUACUCAUCAGAGACAAAGAGUGGAAGAACCAGGUAGCUACUGCCUCAAAACCACAACACUUUUCCAUAUUGCAGAAGGGAUGCAUGCAAUGUUUAUGAACACAAAAAGCUUAAUUUUGAUAAAGUGAGGAUGACCGAUGAUGUUUACACUAUUGCCUGGUCUUUGGGUUAAUUGAAUGCACACACUGAUCAUACUCUGGUCUCCAGACGGGGAUCUGGACUGAGCUGUAUAAGAUUGAAGAGCGCUUCAUGAAGCCGCUGCGAAUGGGGUUGAACAUGUCCAAAGCCCACUACGAGGCUGAGCUCCAGAACACCAAAGACAACAGCAAGAAGACCAAUGCUAAAGGUGAGACACAACCACUUAUUCUUAUCUAGUGCCAGCUGGUCUCCUUCCUACUUCUGUGGUGCCAAUUUUGGCUCCAUGGCUCCUAUAGUAACCAAUUGGCUCUAGAUCCAUGUUUUCUUCAUAUGAUAGUAACAUCUGUUUGGGCUGUUUGUGUUAGCAGAAUCCCAGACCCAGGAGUCGGUGUGCUCUUUGACAGUAGGGAACGAGAAGAUGCCAAACAUGACGCCAGAGAUGCAGCUUCAGGUAAAACACUUAGAUACGACUGUAUAAAAACAUACUGUUUAUCUAUUAUAGGCUCAUUUUAGAGAAUUGGCAUGAUUUAUACAAAUAUUUCUACCUACUUUGUAUUUUUAAUCCCAUGCUUGCCGUUUGUCAUUGUAGGUUCUGCACUCGGCACUGCACACGUUUGACAUGAUCGAGAGCGUCCUGGCGAGAAUAGAGGAAAUCAUCGAAGUGAAAGAGAAACCCUGAGCAGCAGUGGAACCGGGUCACAAUUUCAGUGUCGUAUUGAGGCCGUUUGCAAUGGUCUCAUAAUCGAACUCCCUCCCUGUUGCCUCUGACCUCAAGUGUAACAGCAGUCAAAAGUUAACAAAUAGAUAAGCGAACAGGUGAUCGAUAGAAAAGCGAUUUGGGUCAGUAAGCAAGCACUUUGGAUCACUUGUUUCUGGUGAACUUUCUCUGGAUUCUGACAAUGAUGCGAUUUUUAUUUUAAUUAUUUUGACAUCGUUACCCAAUUAUGUCAGGUUCAGGCAGAAUGACACCAAGACCAGCUUCUUGAAUAACUGAUUUGACUGUAAUAUAAGAUAAAAGCAUGUGCAAAGCUAUGUUGUAUGUUGAGUCUUCAACUAUUUUCGAGACUGUAAAUGCUUGAUGGCAGUUAUUCAUUUUUUAAAUGUCUAAUGCAUUUGCCAUUUAUUUAGUUACUUACUCAAAUGCCACUAAGUUAAUCAUGUUGAUGGAUCUUUGUUAAAGACAUACAGUUAAUAAACUUUUGCCUUUCUAACCAUGUUGUGCAAACGUCUUCAUCAGUUCCCAAGAGUGCUUUAUUACAAC
This is a messenger RNA of Coregonus sp. 'balchen', 7718 nucleotides long. Lineage: Eukaryota; Metazoa; Chordata; Actinopteri; Salmoniformes; Salmonidae. The record is from the annotation of a GenBank genome assembly.